Messenger RNA from Cryptomeria japonica (Japanese cedar), 1828 nucleotides. Its product is annotated as eukaryotic translation initiation factor 3 subunit F. The transcript has 10 exons. Gene Ontology annotation, cellular component: eukaryotic translation initiation factor 3 complex, eIF3m. Gene Ontology annotation, molecular function: translation initiation factor activity; translation initiation factor binding; metallopeptidase activity. The record is from RefSeq and is a predicted model, not a curated record. Lineage: Eukaryota; Viridiplantae; Streptophyta; Pinopsida; Cupressales; Cupressaceae. Gene Ontology annotation, biological process: translational initiation. The coding region runs from base 460 to 1386 and encodes 308 amino acids.
GGGCAGGUGGACAAAACCUCAAAUCAUCUUUGAGCGGUUUUUCUAAAUAGGUGAAAAAACACCAGAGCAUUAGAAACAAAUUUGUUCUUUCUGUAUCAUUUCAGUUCAGCUUUUGUAAUCAUGUGAGGGCCUUUCCAUUCCACCUGUGCUUGACGUUAGGGUUUGUAUUUCCACCCCUAGCCGGUGAUCAGAGGUGCGUAGGAGUGCACGAGAUCAAUUUUGUUUGAAUCACUGCAUUACUGUUUUCGUUUGCGCAAUUCGCUUCCAACAAGAGAGAACCGAAGAUCAUUUACUCCUGUGUGCUCCUGUAGUGGUGCGUUUUGGUAGAAAUUUACAGCCUAGAUCAUAUGCGAAUGUCUCACACUCCAAAUUGGUGUCUCGCUUGACAGGCUAGAUGGAUGUACACAGUUAAUAAGUUCGUUUGCCUAAGAAGGCUGGCUUAGUCUGUUCAUUAGCGCCAUGAACUUGAUGAUGCCUAGCUUCAGCGAAGAUAUUUCUUUCAAACGAAUAAGUAGCCGAAGAGCAGGAGCAAUGGCAGCUGGGCAAACGGUUUUGCAGAUACCAUCAGCCUCAACAGGUUUAACUGCCAAGCUUCAUCCAACAGUUCUGUUUAACAUUUGUGAUUCAUAUGUUCGCCGGAACGACCAGGCGGAGCGUGUUAUUGGCACUCUUUUGGGCUCUGUUUCUUCCGAUGGAACUGUUGAUAUUCGCAAUUCAUACUGCGUCCCUCACAAUGAAUCUUCUGACCAGGUUGCAGUGGAUAUUGAUUACCAUCGUAAUAUGUAUGAGUUGCAUCAGCGAGUGAAUCCCAAAGAAGUUAUUGUUGGAUGGUAUUCUACAGGUUCAGGAGUAAGUGGUAGCAGUGCUUUGAUUCAGGAUUUCUAUGCAAGGGAAGUGACAAAUCCAGUCCAUUUGACUGUGGAUACAAGAUUUGAAAACAUUGAAGCUAGCAUCAGAGCCUACGUUUCAACCAUUUUAUCUCUUGGAGACCGACAGCUAGCAGCACAAUUUCAUGAAAUUCCUCUGGAUCUUCGAAUGGUUGAAGCUGAACGAGUUGGGUUUGAUGUGUUGAAGAAAACAAUUGUGGACAAGCUUCCAAAUGAUCUGGAAGGGCUGGAGGCUACCAUGGAGAGGUUGCUUGCUCUAAUAGAGGAUGUCUUCAAGUAUGUUGAUGAUGUAGUGCGAGGUCAAAUUGCUCCUGAAAAUAAUGUUGGGAGAUAUCUUAUGGACACAAUGGCUGCUAUACCAAAGAUGUCAUCAGAUGCAUUUGACAAACUAUUUAAUGACAGCAUACAGGAUCUGCUUCUAGUGAUCUACUUAGCUGGCCUCACAAAAUCCCAACUCACUCUUGCAGAGAAACUGAACACAGCUGCACAGAUACUAUGAUGAUUUAAACAGAAUGUGUUGAACCUUACUCUGUUAAACAUUAUUUAACAUCCAUGCAAUGUGAAUCGGGAUCACAAACUGAUCAUAUGAGAUGACCAAAUAGGCCAGGUUUGGCUUGUAUGGGCUUGGAGGAGUGCAUUUUGUGAGAGUUUUGCCACAAUUUAUAUGGAGCAUGUUUUGAUUUCUCGGAGGGAAAAUAAUCAAUUUUUUUCAAUCAUGUAGAGGGUUAAAUUCAUUUUAUUCUCAGUUAUCUCAAACACAGGUAACCGGCUCAUCUGCAUGCUAUUUGUAUCAUAGUUACAAAUAGUGAAUAUUGGAUAUGAUAAAUUGUUGAGCAUCACUGAUGCCUGCUGUGAGGCUUUUGUUAUAACACUCUCAUCCAUCCAAAUCCAUAGUUUAAUGACUAUACCCUAUCAAACCUUUUAGGCAGUGAUUGCACAAA